This is a messenger RNA of Cladophialophora yegresii CBS 114405, 1368 nucleotides long. Its product is annotated as acyl-CoA dehydrogenase. The coding region runs from base 1 to 1368 and encodes 455 amino acids. Lineage: Eukaryota; Fungi; Ascomycota; Eurotiomycetes; Chaetothyriales; Herpotrichiellaceae. Gene Ontology annotation, molecular function: flavin adenine dinucleotide binding. The transcript has a single exon. The record is from RefSeq and is a predicted model, not a curated record. Gene Ontology annotation, biological process: butyrate catabolic process; fatty acid beta-oxidation using acyl-CoA dehydrogenase.
AUGAACUUCGAGCUUCCGGACGACGUGCAGAACUACCUCUCCCGCGUGGACGCUUUUAUCAAGGAGAAGAUCCUCCCCCUUCAACACAAAGACGACAACAACCGCUUCUUUGACCACCGCCGUGAAGCUUCGCGGACGCAAUGGGACAACCAAGGUCUCCCUACUCAUGAGUGGGAAGACCUGCUUCGUCAAGCACGCAAGCUCGCCGACGAAGCGGGCUUUUACCGGUUCGGCUUCCCCAAGGAAUAUGGUGGUGCCGGCAGCGACCAGCAGAAUCUGUACAUGUGCGCGAUACGAUACCAUCUCGCGUCUCACCCCGUCUACGGCGGCGGUGUAAGCCUGGCCAAUGAUCUCCAGAACGAGCACAGCGUGGUUGGCAACAACCCCAUCAUCAUCAUGCUGCAGCAUUACGGCACCAAGGAACAACAGCAGAAGUUCAUCCCCGCGAGUAUCAAGGGCGAGUUUCGAGCCACAUUUGGCUUGACCGAGAUUCACCACGGUUCCGAUGCCACGCACAUGGACACCACCGCCAAACCCAUUACCCUUGCCAACGGAGAAGCGGGCUACGAGAUCAACGGCAACAAGAAAUGGCAGACAGGCAUGCACUCGGCGACACACUGCCUCAUCUUUGCACGCACGUCCGGGCAAGCAGGCUCACCGAAGGGCAUUACGGCCUUCAUCGUCCCCCGAGAGACACCGGGCGUGAAAGUCGCGUCGUACGAGUGGACGCUCAACAUGCCGACGGAUCACGCAACCAUUCUUUUCGACAAGGUGCAAGUCCCGGCUUCGACUAUCCUCGGGCCACUUGACAAUGGCCUAGCCAUCGCCCAGACAUUCACACAUGAGAAUCGCAUUCGACAGGCCGCUUCGAGCUGCGGGGCAGCUCGGUACUGUAUUGACCGAAGCGUCGAGUACGCGAAGAAGAGAACCGUGUUCGGCAAACCGCUGUCGUCGAACCAAGCUAUACAGUGGCCACUCGUGGAGUUGUCCACCCAGGCUGAAAUGCUGAGGUUGCUCAUUCUCCGUACGGCUGUGGAAAUGGACCAAGUCACGGCUGCUGCGAAGAAGAGCGGCAACGCACCUUGGGUGGCCAUUGAGAAGCAACUGGGCCACAAGAUAGGCAUGUGCAACUACUAUGCCAACCGGUUGUGCUGCGACUCGGCCGACAGGGCGAUUCAGAUCCAUGGCGGAGUCGGCUAUUCGAGGCAUUAUCCCUUUGAGCACAUCUGGCGGCAUUUCAGGAGGUAUAGAAUCACCGAAGGCAGUGAAGAAGUGCAGAUCAGGAAGGUCGCCGCGUAUCUGUUCGGCUACAAAACUACAGGUGAAAGCACGGAGCAGCAGCUGAAGAAGAGUGAGGCAAAGUUGUGA